Molecule: messenger RNA, 2332 nt
Organism: Argiope bruennichi
Lineage: Eukaryota; Metazoa; Arthropoda; Arachnida; Araneae; Araneidae
Exons: 2
Coding region: 392-2332 (646 amino acids)
Source: RefSeq, a predicted model, not a curated record
AUGUUUUAUUAAACACAAUAUUUAUUUAAUACAAUUAUUUAAAUAAAAAUUAGAUCUUGUUGAAAUUCACUCCUAUCUUUCAUAAAAAUAAUGAAAACCGCAAGGUUUGAGCCAAAUAAGCGUUAAUUACACUAUUAUGUGUGCAAAACAUUGCCAAAAAGAUGCCAAGGCUUAAACCAAUCAGAGCACAUCGGUAUCCUUUGCCAUAGAGUUACUAGUUUUUUAGUUAUUUGCGAACUCGUCAAAUUUGCGAACCGAAACUACCCGAUCCCGAGAUAUAUUUCACGGACUAACGGUUCAUUCAUUGCACAAGGCUAUUUAAUUAUGUUUAAUAUUAGAAUAUAAUAAACUUAACAGCAUUUCAUACAUUGUGAAAUUUUAUUAUUUGGAAAUGGAGCAAAGAAAAUCAUUUUCUGCAGCCAUUAGUUGUGAAAAAUGUGGGAUAACGUUUAAAGAAAGGAAAAAUUUAAAUGCUCACUGUAGAAAUUUCCAUCCAGAGCAAAAUUACCUCAUCAAGAGCAAUCAAAUUUGUGGACUAUGUAGUGGGGCUUUUAGGACGAUAGUUAAAUUGCAAGAGCAUAUGCAGAGUCAACAUUCCAUAAAUCUCAACUACAUCAAUGAGACUUUUUACUCAGCUCAAGAUUUUCUGAACUGGAAAGUGAGAAUUGAGAAAGAAAGCCAGUCGUCCUAUAUACUUCGAAACUCCUCUGAAAAAAAAGAUGUAGGAAAAAAAUUAUCUUAUUACAUCUGCCAUCGCAGUGGCUGCUUUAAGCCAAAGGGAGGAAAAAUUCGCCAACUCAAAGCGUCGGGUUCGAACAAAUCUGGUUUCACUUGCCCUGCAGUUAUAAAAGUAUGUACAGAAACUAUCUAUGGGAUUUCUGAAAUAAAGGUUUUGUACCAAUCUGUUCAUGUCGGACAUGAAAUGGAGGUUGGAAGAUUGCGCUUGACAGAAGAAGAAAGGACAGAUAUUGCUGCAAAUCUUCAUCUCGGAAUACCCAUGACAAAAAUACUAGAUGAAACAAGACGUAACUUUUCUCCAAAAAAUCGUCUCAGUUUGACAACCAGGAAAGAUUUAUGUAACAUAAAGAGUGGCUUUAAAAUUCAAGAGGAAACAGUUAUGCAUCAAGAUGAUACUACAUCCAUCGACAUACUAGUUAAAAAAUUAAAAAAUGACGAGAAAAAUCCGGUGCUUAUUUAUAAGCCAGUUGGAGAAAUUUUACAAGAUUAUCCUUCUGUACGUCAAAACGAUUUUUUAUUUGGACUAAUGAAUGAUGCCCAAGAAAAAUUGCUUGAAAUAUACGAGAGUGCAUGCAUUAUGAUUGACUCGACCCAUGGAACAAAUCAAUAUGGGUUCGAGUUAACAACGGUAAUGGUGCACGACGAAAAUCAUGAAGGUUUGCCAGUUGCUGUAUUUUUUUCUUCGAGAACCGCAAGCGACAUUCUUUUGCCUUUCUUUGAUAGCAUUAAAAAACGCAUCCCAAAUUUAACAACUAAAGUUUUAAUGAGUGAUGACACCAAUUCAUUUUUAAAUGCUUGGGAAUCCAUUUUUAAUUCUAAACCUUUACAUCUGCUAUGUAUUUGGCAUGUCAAUAGAAACAUUAAUCGUAAUAUAAAUUCAAAAGUGAAAACUUGUAAUAGGGAAAAUAUUAAAAAACAAAUGAAUGAUAUUGUAACAGAAUUAGAUACAACAACUUUUAAUUCUUUGAUCGAAAAAUUUAAAGAAGAAGAAAGUUCUUUUGUUCAGUACUUCGAAACAACCUACAAAAAAAGACCAGAAAAGUGGGCCUACUGCUAUAGAAAAGGAUUAGGUAUAAAUACAAAUAUGAAAUUAGAAAGGUGGCACCGCCAGAUAAAGUAUGAAGAAAGUGGAGGAAUUGUUAUGAAAAGGUUAGAUAAAUCAAUCGCAGUUAUUACGAAUGCCAUCGCUAAGAAACUCCUGGCAAGAGUUAUAUCAAUAGAAAGAGGCAAGCUGACUCAUAAAAUGAUUUCAAUUCGAAAGAGACAUGCCAGCAGCAUAGAAAUGAAAGAUAUUUAUAGUUCUAUUCAAUUAAAUGAAAAUACAUUUAUUAUUACGAAAACAAUUGGAGAAUCAAUUUUUACUUACAGUGUAGAAAAAAUUAAUGCUACAGAAUGCUGCCCAAUAAAAUGUGACCAAUGCAAUGUGUGCAUACACUCUAUGUCUUGCACCUGCAUUGAUUAUUCAAUAAAAUUUUUAAUUUGCAAACAUAUUCAUUAUCAUUCUCGCGCUAGCUACCGUCAUGAACGGUGGCGAUAUGGAGGAUGCUGGGAGCAAGCGCUUUCGCGCCGAUACCCACGAUGGAAUGAUAAUUGA